Messenger RNA from Rhipicephalus sanguineus (brown dog tick), 2402 nucleotides. RefSeq names its product P protein. Lineage: Eukaryota; Metazoa; Arthropoda; Arachnida; Ixodida; Ixodidae. Gene Ontology annotation, cellular component: membrane. The transcript has 10 exons. Gene Ontology annotation, biological process: transmembrane transport. Bases 16 to 2364 code for a protein of 782 amino acids. The record is from RefSeq and is a predicted model, not a curated record.
UCGACACCGUAAACAAUGGCGGCCGCACUGGCCGGCGAAAACACCAGUGGAAGCAGAAACAAGGGACCGACCGCUCGUUUAUCGGCCGCUCUCGGCAGAGCAGCUUCAGUCGGCACGCGCUAUGUGCGGAGUAGCGCGGGAGUUUUGCGACCGGCCCCCGGCCAUGCGUCGUCGUCGUUGAGUGCAGCCUGCGGUGUCAACAUGGAACUGAGCGAUCGUACCGAGAGCUGCCGGCUCGUGGUGCCGGACGAGACGAGCCCGCUGCUUGCGUUCCCGGCGACCACCAUGGGCCGGCCGCGACGCUGCUCGUCGCUGGGAAGUCGCGACGACGCGCCCGAGGCGGACGCCGAAGUCGCCGAUGAAGAGAAGCCACCGAUCUCGCCCAGACAGUUGUGGCUCAACCGAGUCAAGACCGGCGUUCUCAGCCUCGUCGUCGUGUUCGCUGUGGUGGUGAUGAGCUUCAUUCCGGAGUUGACCGAGACGUGGACCAGCGUCGCGAUCUCCGGGAACGAGUCAUACUGUAUCAACCUGAGCCUGCUGUUGGAGCCGGGCCACCCCGUGGUUCGGGUUCGUGCUAAAGGUCCGUUCAUUUCCGAGGAACUGGGCAACCUGUCCGGCCUGUGGACUGUGUUCACGCUGGAAGGCAGCGCCGAGCCUCCGGUACGAGUGCCCACGGCGCCGCCGCCUCUGCAGCCCACGCCGGUGCAGUGGGAACACCUGUUUCCUCUACCCAGGGACUCCGUCGCUCAGCAGCAACCCCUGGGUGGCUACUCGCUCGAGGUACACCUGGAGUCGUCGUUUGACGUUGCCAGCGUGCCGCAGGUUUCGCUGAGCGUGAACGUGAGCGCAUUCACGGAGCUCACGCAGCUCGGCCUGCUCAUGGGCGGAGCAGUGCUGCUCGGCCUGUACGUACUCAUCGUGUUCGAGCUGGUGCACCGGACACUGGCCGCCAUGCUCGCCGCCACGGCGGCCAUCGCCUGCCUCGCCCUCAUCGGGGACAGGCCAAGCCUCUCCAAGGUGAUGUCAUGGCUGGACGUGGAGACGCUUUGCCUGCUAUUCGGAAUGAUGGUGCUUGUAGCCAUUCUGUGCGAGACGGGCUUCUUCGACUACGCGGCCGUGGUGGCGUUCCGCGUGGCUCGAGGCCGUGUGUGGCCUCUGAUCACGACCCUGUGCGUCACCACGGCACUCGUGUCCGCAUUCUUGGACAACGUCACCACCAUACUGCUCAUGACGCCAGCCACCAUCAGGCUCUGCGAGGUGAUGGACCUGGACCCGAAGCUCAUCCUCAUCUGGCUGGUGAUAUUCUCGAACAUUGGUGGAGCCGCCACGCCCGUCGGAGACCCACCGAACGUCAUCAUCAUCUCGAACCAGCAGGUCGCCGCCAUGGGCAUCAACUUCACCUCGUUCACGGCACACAUGGUGCCCGGUGCGUUGCUGUGCCUUGUGGGAGCGUACCUGCUGCUGCGACUGCGAGACACCAAGAGCCUGCGGCCGCACGAGGCGCCCGAGUUGCUGGAGCUUCAGCGCGAGCUGGACAUCUGGCGCAAGGCGUACCGCUCGCUGUCUGAGUACUCGCGAGACGAGAAGCACGUCAAGGACAUCCUCGAGCGUAAGGUGAAGCGCCUGGAGCGGCUGCGCUCGCGCAAGGUGGCCGAGAUGCACUGUUCCGAAGAAGGAUUUCGGCAGAACCUGCAGUUGCUCUCCGACAAGUACAAGAUUCGUAACCCCGCUCUGCUGGUGAAGACCGGCAUUGUUCUGGGAUGCGUCAUUCUCCUCUUCUUCAUGCAGAGCUUUCCCAACCUGCACCUGAGCCUAGGCUGGAUCGCUGUCCUGGGCGCCCUGCUGCUCUUGGUUCUUGCCGACCUGGAUGACCUGGAGUCGGUCAUGGCUCGCGUCGAGUGGACCACGCUGGUGUUCUUCGCCGCGCUGUUCGUUGUCAUGGAGGCGCUGGGAGAGCUGCAACUCAUCUACUUCAUCGGCCAGCGCACGCAGGAGUGGAUCGGUGCGCUGCAGCCGCAGUCGCAACGGCCCGUGGCCAUUCUCAUCGUCACGUGGGUGUCGGCGCUCGCUUCGUCGCUCAUGGACAACAUACCCUUCACCACGGCCAUGGUCAAGGUGGUGACAGGCCUGUCAGAAGGACCAUCUCUCGUGUACGCACUCGCGUGGGGAGCCUGUUUAGGCGGCAACGGCACGCUCAUCGGCGCCUCGGCCAACGUGGUCUGCGCCGGGGUCGCCGAGCAGCACGGCCACCGAUUCACCUUCUUCGACUUCUUCAGAAUCGGCUUCCCCGUCAUGCUGCUGACAACGGCGAUCGCCUCCCUGUGGUUGCUCUUCUGUCACGUCUGGUUGCAGUGGAACACCUAGGCGUAAUAUUAAGGAGUUUUAGGAAUAAUAAAUGAAAU